Messenger RNA from Rotaria sp. Silwood1, 3969 nucleotides. The record is from the annotation of a GenBank genome assembly. NCBI's taxonomy places the organism in Eukaryota, Metazoa, Rotifera, Eurotatoria, Philodinida, Philodinidae.
AUGCGGCUUGAAAUUUUUUGUCUUAUCUGGCUCGACACAAAUGCGAAUGCUACAGAAAUUCGAGAUACAGAACGAAGUUUACGUUCUAUUAUUAAUCAUCUCAAGAAGUUUAAAGAUGUAGAACAAUGUCAAAAAUAUAUUAAAGAAAGAUCACAAAAAGAUCGAUUAGUUAUGAUCGUUAGUGGCCAAUUAGGACGAGAAAUCGUUCCUGCUAUUCACAAACUUCGCCAAGUUAUAUCAAUCUAUGUAUAUUGUUUCGAUAAGAAAAGUAAUGAGGAAUGGGCUUGUAAAUUUACAAAAGUAAAAGCUGUUGUUGUUGAGCUUGAUGAACUCAUCUCUCGAAUAAAAGCUGAUCAUAAAAUUCAGAAAAUGGUCGAAGAACCCUUGUCCAUUAAUAUUUUUACUACAAGUGCCGACGCAGGUAAAUCGACAACAGGUUUAAAUGGUCAGUUUGUUUUUUCUCAACUUCUGAUUGAUUGUCUUCUUCGAUUAAAAUACACUGAAGAAGAUAAAAAAGAACUUAUUCGUAUUUGUAAACAACAAUAUGAAGGUAAUAGUGAUGAAUUGAGCAAUCUUCUUGAAUUUUCGCAAGAUUAUUCACUGAAUAACGUUCUAUGGUGGUACACACGAGAAUCAUUCUUUUACAAGACGCUUAAUGCAGCUCUCCGUACUCAAGAUAUUCAUUUAAUAUUUUUAUUUCGCGCAUACAUCUCUGAUAUUCAUCAUCAAUUGAAAAAUCAUCAAUCUAAAAAUUCUCUCCGAGUCUAUCGAAGCCAAAUGAUUUCAAGUGAUGAACUAAAUACUUUGCAACAAUGUUGUGGGCAGUUUAUUUCAGUGAAUUCAUUUUUUUCUACCAGUACUGAUUACCAGCAUGCUCUUUCAUUUCUCAAUGUUCCUGAUGGUACAGACAGUUUAGAACCAGUAUUAUUUGAAAUUGAUGCCAACCCUAAGAUGGUCACUACAAAACCAUUUGCGGAAAUCAGUGUAUAUAGUGAAUUUAGUGAUGAAUCGGAAGUUCUCUUUAUGCUUGGUUCCAUUUUUCGUUUGAAAAGCGUCAAUCACAAUAGUAAUGACCAAGUAUGGGUCAUCAAAAUGACUGUAUGCAGUGAAAAUGAACAUGAAUUAAAACAUGUACUCACAGAUAUGCAAAAGCAACUUGCAAGUGGAGAAACAAAUCUUCAUAAAUUCGGAAAACUAUUAUGGGAAAUGGGAAAGCCUGACCUAGCUGAAAAAUACUUUAUUCGUAUGAUAGGACAACUCCCGCCCAACGACCUGAUACUUGCUGAUUUGUAUCAAGAUCUUGGCAAGCUUGCCUCAUAUGCUGGUGACUUGGACAAAAGUAUGGAAUGGCGUCAAAAAGCUAUCGCACUGGAAAAUCCGAAUGCAUUAGUUGGGACGGUCGCUAUUGAUCAGCACACCGAUUACAUUCCAUCUGACGCCAAAAAAUGUCGUGCUUAUGGACGAGGUAUUCAACCAAAAGGUGUUCGUACAGGUGAUGUUGCUGAAUUUCGUGUUAUUACAAAAGAUGCUGGAGAUGGUAUUAUGAAAGCAACAGUAACCGGACCAGAUGGUUCGGAAAUUCCUUGUCGUGUAACAAAAGCAAACAGUACAACAUAUGAAUGUGGCUAUGUACCCAAUCGUAUAGGAAAUUAUACAGUCAAUAUAACAUAUGGUGGUGCUCAUAUACCUAAAAGUCCAUUUCCAGUUGAUGUUGGGCCAUAUAAAGAUUCUCGAAUACGAGCAUUUGGAUCAGGUCUUGAAGGUGGUAUAAUUGGUUUUCCAGCGGAUUUUGUUGUUGAAACAAAUGGUGAAACUGGUUCAUUAGGCUUUUCAAUCGAAGGACCAUCACAAGCACGUAUUGAAUGUAAUGAUAAUGGUGAUGGUUCAGCUAAUGUUCGUUAUUGGCCAACAAUACAAGGUGAAUAUGCUGUCCAUAUUCUUUGUAAUGAUGAAGAUAUACCACAUUCACCAUUUAUGGCAUGGAUUGAAGCACCAGGAAAUUUUGAUUCGAAUAAAGUUAAAGCUUAUGGUCCAGGACUUGAACCAUCAGGACAAAUAAUUGAUAAACCAACAGAAUUUACAAUUGAUACACAUAAUGCUGGUGAAGCACCAUUACGUGUUCAAGCUAUUGAUCAAGAUUAUCAACCAGUUGAUGUCCAUGUACGAAAUAAUGGUAAUGGUACAUAUACGUGUCGUUAUACACCAAGAAAUCCUAAUCGUCAUUGUAUUUUAAUUGAUUAUGGUGGUGUUGCUAUACCACAUAGUCCAUUUCGAGUUUGGCCAACAGAACCAUCAAAUCCAUCUAAAGUUCGUGUUUAUGGUCCUGGUGUUGAACGUGGUGUUAAAAUGAAUACGUCAACACAUUUUACUGUUGAUUGUAAAGAAGCAGGACCAGGCGUUUACGUUGCAGAAUUUACUCCACAAGCAGAAGGUCAACAUCGUAUUGAUAUUAAUUGGAGUGAUCAACCAAUACCUCAGAGUCCAUUUAACAUUAAAGUACUUCCACAUUUCGAACCAAAUAAAGUUAUUGUUGACGGACCAGGUAUUCGUAACGGUAUAUCAGCAUCACUAGAAACAUCUUUUCGUAUUGAUACACGUGACGCUGGUUUUGAACAACCUGACGUUUUAAUAAAAAAUCCUGAAGGUCUUUUAAUUUCAUCGAAAAUCAUUGAUAAUAAAGAUGGAACCUACAAGGUAACAUAUAAACCGAAUGAUGUUGGUCGCUAUAUAAUUAAUGUUAAUUAUGGUGGUAUUCCGGUUCAUAAUUCUCCAUUCAACGUGAAAGUGGAGCCGACCGGCGAUCCAACGAAAUGCCAUAUUUCGGGCACUGGCAUUAAUCCUAAUCUUCAAGUAGGUGAAGAAUAUACAAUAACUGUUGAUACACAUGAUGCCGGCCCGGGUGCAGUAACAUGUCGUAUACGUUCAACACUUGGCAAUGACCUUGAUAUUGAUAUUGUUGAUAAUGAAGAUGGAACAUAUAAUUUAUUCUAUACACCACAUAAUCCAGGAAAUUAUGUUAUUAAGAUUAAAUUCGGCGGACAAGAUAUCCCAGGUGGUGAUUUUGUCGUAACGGCUGGUGACACUAAUAAAUAUAUUCGAACACAAACAGAAUCUGUUACAACAGGUCAAUAUCGACCUGUCGAUUUUCGAUUACCUGUUGGUGGCGGUAAACUUAGUGAUAUUACUGCAUUAAUACGAACACCAAUAGGUAAAUUUCAUACCCCACUUAUUGAUGAUAAUCAAGAUGGAACUGUUUCAAUAAAAUAUCAACCAUCAGAAAUCGGUUUACACGAAUUAGAUGUAUUUUAUCAAGGUCAACCCAUAGCUGGUUCACCAUUUAAAUUUCAUGUUGAUCAAGUUCAAACAGGUUAUGUUACAGCGUAUGGACCUGGUCUUAGUCAUGGUGCCUGUAAUGAAUCAUGUAGCUUUCGUAUUGUAACUAAAGAUGCUGGUUCAGGCGGUCUGUCAGUUGCUGUUGAAGGAAGUUCAAAAGCUGAAAUUCAAUGUAAAGAUAAUAAAGAUGGUACAUGUGAUGUUACUUAUUGGCCGACUGCCCCUGGUGAAUAUACAAUAACUGUUAAAUUUGCUGAUAAACAUAUUGUUGGUUCACCAUUUACUGCUAAAAUAACUGGUUUGCCAUUAGCAGUUGAAAAUCGUAAACGCUCACAAGUUAUGGUCGGAAAUCAAAGUGAAAUAAGUUUACGUGUAACUGAAAUGGAUAUACAUGAUUUAAAUGCCACAAUACAUUCACCAAGUGGUAUAGAAGAUGUAUGUUUAUUAAAAAAAUUAGCUAAUGGAAGUCUCGGUAUAUCAUUUAUACCAAAAGAAAUUGGUGAUCAUUUAGUAAAUGUUUAUCGUGAUGGUAAACAUAUUAAAAAUAGUCCAUUUCGUAUACAUGUUGGUUCAUCAGAAAUUGGUGAUGCUAGUAAAGUGAAAGUAUUUGGACGAGGUUUAAAAGAAGGUAAAUAA